Centropristis striata (black sea bass) is the source of this 3765-nucleotide messenger RNA. It is a transcript of the gene nucks1a, whose product is annotated as nuclear casein kinase and cyclin-dependent kinase substrate 1a. The record is from RefSeq and is a predicted model, not a curated record. Gene Ontology annotation, cellular component: cytoplasm. Gene Ontology annotation, biological process: double-strand break repair via homologous recombination; interstrand cross-link repair. NCBI's taxonomy places the organism in Eukaryota, Metazoa, Chordata, Actinopteri, Perciformes, Serranidae. The transcript has 8 exons. Bases 319 to 1251 code for a protein of 310 amino acids. Gene Ontology annotation, molecular function: double-stranded DNA binding; single-stranded DNA binding.
GGCCUGGUGGGGGCGGUGCUUGUGCUCCAGGAUCCACCCCUCAAGGCCGCGGCGUUUGGUUGCACACAGGCUGCAGUUUCAGUUUGUUUUAUUCACCAUUUUGAGUAGCUGAAGGUAAAAAAUUAAGAAUAUUUGCGUUUGGAGCACAAGUCGCUGCCGUACUUUUAUUUUCACGCGCUAGCUCGGACGGCGGAGUUGUGCGCCAACCUCGCUCCCCUCGGUGUUUUGCAGAGCGGGAAUCUAUAUUUCUUUUUUUUCCCUGUGCUUUUUCUUCUCCCCCCUUUCUUACAUCCUUAACCUCUACAGUAUUCCUGCAAAAUGUCAAGACCAGUGAGGAACAGGAAAGUGGUGAACUACUCACAAUUCAACGAAUCGGAUGAUGCCGAUGAGGAGUAUGGCGAGAAUAAGCCGAAGAAGGUGCGCGCACCCCCUCGUGAGCCCAAGCACAAGCGCUCAAAGAACUCCCAGGAUGACAGGUCAGCCCGCGGGAUCGAUGGUGAGGAGUCUGAUGACAAGCUCUCUAAAUCCAAAAAUGAUUCUGCAGAUGACUUUGGCAGCGAUGAGGAAGACAAUGACUUUGGAGAGGAGGAGGAUGAAGACGGAGGAAGUGACUAUGAAGAAAAAAAAGGCAAAAAGGGAAAGAAAGCCAAGGUAGAGAAGCCCAGCAAGAGGGGACCGAAGAGAAAACGGCCUGCAGAUGACAGUGACGAUGACAGGGAAGUGAGUCGAAAGCGUGCAGUGCGCCAGGCGGCCUCCAAGGCCGUGUCCAAACAGAGGGAGAUCCUGCUGGGAGAUGGAGGCAGCGAGGAUGAGGAGCACGAAGACCAAGAGGAGCCCUAUAUGGACCCUGAUGAGUCUGGCAGCGAUGAGGACUUCAUGGUGGAGGAUGAUGAUGACAGUGACUAUGGUCGCUCCAAGAAGAGAGGCAAGAAGGUCAUCCGACGGGGACGGCCGGACAAGAAGGAGAAGAAAAGCCCCAAGCCCCGACUAAAGGCCACAGUGACCCCCAGCCCAAUGAAAGGAAAGGGGAAGGGGCGCCCUAGUGCCAAGGCCCUGGAGAAGAGCUCACCCAAAGAGGAGGAAGAGGAGGAACCCGAGAGUCCCCUGGAGGAAGAAGAGGAGGAGGCAGAGAAGAAAGAGACCUCCCCUGCCCCCAAGACGACAAAGGAGGCCGCAGGAGGAGAUGAGGAGGAGGAAGAAGAGGAGGAGGAGGAUGGCUCAGAAGAGGAGGCACCCUCUGGAGAAGACUAGAAGAUGGUACCUGAUGAAGCCCAUCCUCCAUGUCUAUUUCUCUGUCUCUUCUCAAAGUUUUUGUUUUAUUUUUGGGUUUUUUUUUUCGCUCUGCGUUUAGAGUUGUUUUUUUUUUUUCUUUUAUCCCGGUGGCCUGGCUCAAUGGUUUGGACUUGGUGUGCUUUUUCUUGUUUUGCUUCUCCCCCUGCCACCAAGACAUUGUGCUCAUGUGAUCAUACGGUGUAUGUAAGGAGUCACAACAUUCAGCCUUACCUGCCCUUAUGUCUUUAUCAUUUACCUUCUGCAUUCUAGUGUGAAAAUCAGACAAGUUUCUGCCUUUCCAAGAGCUCAGUGCUAGUGAGCAUCCGUCCUGAGUGCGAACAAACCAAUUUGCUUGUUUUUUUUGCUUCUCCCCUCUCCCAGGAUUAUCUGGCCACACCAUUUUCCCCCGUUUACUUUACUGAAAUCUGCGAUUACUGUGACUACGUUUCUCAGUAUCGGUUACUAAAGCGCUGUAUUUACAAAGCGAUGCUAAGUCAACACGCAGGGCAGAAGCCUUCACCCUCUGUUUGGUACUUUUGUGAUUUUAAACCAGGAGCAUGUUUUAACAGGGCAGUUAGUUACGUAGUUGUUUUAAAACCUUUAAAACAGUUCUUUCAGUUAAAGCAGCUUUUAAUCUUAUUUUUAAAGAUCACCCUGCUUGUUUCACAUUACAUUUGUGCCCUGAGCUCUUGUCGUGUGGCUGCUGCUUCAUAGAUCAGUUCAAACUGUGUAAGGUGCGUUAUGUAGACUGGCAGAGUGGUUGGUCAUAACUGAGUGUUUGCUUCAUGCUGGACUGCCACUAUCACACGUUUCAAGCCAGCAUGUGUGUUUUUAUGAACAUGUUUAAAUUUGUAUGCUUGUAUUCCUGUAAGAGGGUCUGGCUUUUCUCCCUCUCAGCCCAUCUGCUGCCUGUUAAACGGUUUCUGUUGUUAUUUGCUGGGCUUGUAAACAAUGUACCAUGCUACGUGAAGCAACUCCACCCGUUCAGAACAUACGAUCCUGCAUGGCUGCAGCAUCUUCAACACUCAACCCCUUGUGCCAGGCACCCCUAAAUCUUUUUAUUUUGUUCAUUUUUAAGAAAUGCAAGAAGACAUGUUUUUUUCUUUUUCUUUUUGAGAGUUAAAAAAAAUGAAUGUUGUUUUUUCUCCUGUUGGUUCAUUGUUCUAAUUCUCUAUUCAGAUUUUUUUUGUAAUGUUUGUUUUUUAAGAAAAGAAAUAAAAUGUAUCUUGAUUUUAAAGAAAAAAAGUUGAUCCUAUCCAAUCUGUUCUGCCCGAUGGUUGGACCCGCCAUCCCUCCCUUAAUUAUUCCUGUCCUUUCAUUCACCUCCCCUCAGUCCCAUCAGCUUAAUGGUUACUGUUGGUAUACUUUUUUUUCCUUUUAGCUUUUCGUUCACCCAUUAGUAUUUCACAAGCAGAUGCAUUCUACAGUACUGAGGCUCAGAAAAGAUUGAAAUGAAGUUGGCAGCUCAGUAUAUCCAGCAUUCGUUUGUCUAUUAAUGCCUUAAUUUUCAUUGAGUUCAGUUUGAGUAGUGGCUCUGAUAUCAUUGUUGGAAGCCUGAGAAUGUAAUCUGUCCUCGUGUUUUAGGUCUUUGCUACAAGCAGCAAAUCGGGCUUAAAACAAGUCAACAAUUUGUACGAUCAGCAGACCAUCCAAAGCCAUAAAGGAUCUCAAAACUAGUGACUCGGAGAUCAGGUGCAGCACUUUUGAUUGUCCUUUUUCUUUCGAUAAAUAGUGUUUUGAUGUCGAAGCAAAAAAAUAAAGAUACGAAAAAUCUCAUUGUGAUCUUGGGAACUUAAAUGCAUUAUUAGGCGUCGUCAGGAGAAAUUUGGAAUCAUCCCAAGACUGCAAUAGAAAUCAGUCCUGGACGUGUACAGGACACACUAGAACCUAGUACUUGGUUCAGAAGCACAUUCAAUUGUUUUACAACUGUCCUUAGAAGGUUAGUGUGUUUUUCUAUGUUCAGGUCCUGAAUUGGCACCAAAUCCUUAAUGUCAUUUUAAGACGAUUGGAUAAAAAUAUGGAAAUAAAUAUGAAAAAAAGUUUGUUUAUACCAAUCUAAAGCUCCGAGAGCUCUGUUUGCAGUAGGAUCAGAUAGUGUCCUGUAGUUGAGGGCUUGAAUGAGUUUCCUCUCCAUCAUCCCACAGGAGGCACAUGGCAUAAGGCUGUGAAUUUCUCCUCUUUCAUCCAUUCUAAGAUUUCUUCUGUUGUACUCUUUCUGAUGUUUUUUUUUCUAUCUACCUUCAGUUGUACUGGCAAUGUUAAUGUAAGCCAAGUUGUGAUUCCUACAGGAGACCAAGUGAGAAGCUUUUGUCAGUAGUGUGGAAAGGGAACGCUGAACUUUUGAAUCUUUUGCAUGUUAUGGAAAAAGUGCAAAGCGAUGAUGAUGAUGCUGGUAAUGGCAAUAUUGUGGUCUUACAAAAAAGUAUUAACACCGAUGUUGAUAAUGUUUUGGUUUCCCAGCUUCUAAUAAAGGCAACCUACUUUUUAUAAGGA